Messenger RNA from Vespa crabro (European hornet), 4862 nucleotides. It is a transcript of the gene ATP7, whose product is annotated as copper-transporting ATPase 1. Gene Ontology annotation, cellular component: membrane. Lineage: Eukaryota; Metazoa; Arthropoda; Insecta; Hymenoptera; Vespidae. The transcript is spliced from 15 exons. Gene Ontology annotation, molecular function: ATP hydrolysis activity; copper ion binding; ATPase-coupled monoatomic cation transmembrane transporter activity. The record is from RefSeq and is a predicted model, not a curated record. Gene Ontology annotation, biological process: monoatomic cation transport. The coding region runs from base 838 to 4710 and encodes 1290 amino acids.
AAUAAACGAACGAAAAAAUUCUAAUAACUUUCAAUCGCUCAAUAAACAUGAAUCAAUUAUCUGUAAUUAUGAAUUCUGUUAAAAAUGUAAUCGUAUAAAAUAUUAAUAUUUAUCUUUUAUGUUUUGAUUUAAUAGAACGGAAAGAUAAGGCAUAAACGAGAAAAAAAAUUUUGAUUGGUUAUCUAUCAAGAAACGCAUAAAGAUUGGGCGUCUUUCUUUUUAAAGUAUCGUUAAUAUCUCAUAUAUACAUAGUUAUAUGUGAAAAUUUGAUAUACAUAGAGGAUUACUAGCAAUGCUAAUUAAAGAACAAAUCGGAUUUUCGGUACAAUCUCAGUGUCGUUCAAAUGACUGAUCACUUUUUAUUUGUGUCACCCGGUAUAUAGAGAACUUCAUUGUGGUGUUAGCCGAUCCAAAUGUACUGCUACUGUCUCACUUGUUAAAAUGAACUUUCAUCGAAAGAUCAGAACGAGACAGUUUUAAACAACAUGCAGCGUUUGACGGUUCAAUCGAUUGUUCUCUUUGAAUUUUAAUAAAUUUUAUUCUCACGGAUUUUAAUUUGUUCAUCCAAAAAUUUUUAUUUUCAAUAAUCAAUUCUUUCAUUUCGACUUGUAUUACUGUUCAGACAUCAAAAAUCAAAUUCAAAAUAAAUUCGAUGAUUCGAGCUUCGGUCUUCGAGGAAACGUCAUAUUCAUUUUUAAAAACAUGUUUUACUGCCAUUUCUUAAAGUUAUGCUUCCAUUACUAAUACAACAAACGCGAGUGCAUCCAAUUUUUAAGAUUGAAUAUAAACAUUUCUUAAGUGAUUUGAUGAGAGACUUUGAAAAAGCCCAUAUGGUGAAUGAAGAGAAUGGAGGUAAUAAAUGUAGAUGAGUUUGAUAAGGCUAUAGCUAUUCAGAGUACCAAAACUGAGAAACAUAUCUCAGGACAAGGAGAUGAAUUAUCAAUAAUUAAGCCAGAACUUCAGCCAUUAAAUAAGCGGGAGGAUGAAGACGACGUUUUAUACGAAAGAACAACAAAUUUGGUGCGAGUGCCACGCUCACAGGAAAGUGAGUUAUCCUCGGAAACCUCCUCGAUUAAAAUCCGUAUUGAGGGUAUGACGUGUCAAAGCUGUGUGAAAAGUAUCGAGGGUACCAUCGGCGAUCAUUCGGGUGUUGUAAAUAUUAAAGUAGAUUUAAAGGAAAAACUUGGCCACGUGGAAUAUAAGACUGAGGAAAUUACACCGUUGGAAUUGGUGGAAGCAAUCGAGGACAUGGGUUUUACUGCAUCUCUAAUAUCCAACGAUAAUGAUAAUAAAAAUGAUAAGAAAUCAGUUGUUACAACUUGCUUUAUACACGUCGGUGGUAUGACAUGUAUGUCAUGCGUGAAAUCUAUCAAAGUUGCUUUGUCAGAUAAAUCAGGUGUGAAGGACGUUGAUGUUAGUCUUGAGAAAGAAGAAGCUAAAGUUUCUUAUAUCAGUGAGGAUAUAACGCCUGAUCAAAUUGCAACUUGUAUAGAAGAUGCUGGCUUUGAUGCAUUCGUUAAGGAAGAAAAUAAUCCGAUAAAUAUCACCGCGAAAAGUAAAACAAAAAAUGGCGAGGUCAAUGUGAUGAAAUUGAACGGAAGCGGAGAUGUGCUCGCCAUGGCUCGUAUGACCAAAUGUUUUCUACAUAUAGCGGGUAUGACUUGCGCAUCUUGCGUUUCUGCGAUAGAGAAACAUUGUAACAAAAUAUAUGGUGUACAUAGUAUAUUGGUAGCAUUAAUGGCCGCUAAAGCGGAAGUUAUUUUUGAUUCGGAUAAAAUAAGAGCAAAUGAUAUCGCUUCCAGUAUCACAGAGUUGGGCUUUCAAGCUACUGUGAUCGAUGAACCUGGAACUGGUGAAGGGGAAGUAGAAUUAAAAAUCUCAGGAAUGACGUGUGCUUCUUGCGUCAAUAAAAUAGAAUCAACUGUAAAAAAGUUACCUGGUAUACAUUCUGCCUCCGUCGCUUUAGCGACGCAACGUGGAAAGUUUAAAUACGAUGCCGAGGUGAUAGGAGUUAGAGACAUUGUCGAUAGUAUUAAUAAAUUAGGUUUUACGGCUAUAUUGUUUAAUAAUAAAGAUAAAGAGAAUAGAGAUUAUUUAGAUCAGAAAGAGGAAAUAAAAAAAUGGCGAACAGCUUUUCUAAUAUCUCUAAUUUUUGGAGUACCCAGCAUGAUAGUAAUGACUUAUUUCAUGUUAAUAAUGUAUUUGGAUAAUAUGUCGCACGAGGAUAUGUGUUGCAUAUUGCCUGGCUUAUCUUGGGAAAAUUUAUUGCUUUUCAUUUUUUCUACGCCGGUUCAGUUCUUUGGUGGAUGGCAUUUUUAUGUUCAAGCUUAUAAAGCUUUGAAACAUGGUACUACAAACAUGGAUGUUCUUAUUUCCAUGACCACAACAAUAUCGUAUCUUUAUUCUAUUGCGGUACUUACAGCAGCUAUGAUAAUGCAAGAAAAUAAUAGUCCACAAACGUUUUUUGAUACUCCUCCAAUGCUUUUGGUGUUCAUUAGUUUAGGCAGAUGGCUCGAAUAUGUAGCAAAGGGCAAGACAUCCGAAGCUCUUUCCAAAUUAUUAUCUUUAAAAGCAACUGACGCAGUUCUGGUGACGUUAGGUCCAAAUAACGAAAUAUUAUCUGAACGUUUAAUAAAUAUUGAUCUUGUUCAACGCGGUGAUGUAUUAAAAGUUGUACCAGGUGCUAAAGUACCUGUCGAUGGUAGAAUCUUAUCAGGCCAAUCAACCUGCGAUGAAAGUUUGAUAACUGGAGAAAGUAUGCCAGUGCCAAAAAAGAAAGGAUCUAUGGUUAUCGGUGGUUCGAUAAAUCAAAAUGGAUCAUUAUUGAUUACUGCUACGCAUACGGGAGAACACACGACGUUAGCACAAAUUGUUCGAUUGGUAGAAGAAGCUCAAACGAAUAAAGCACCGAUCCAACAUUUGGCUGAUAAAAUAGCCGGUUAUUUUAUACCUCUUGUUAUAAUAGUCUCAGUUAUAACUUUACUUACGUGGAUAAUAAUAGGAUAUAUUAGCGUAGAUAAAUUGCCUUUGACGCACAAUGAUCAGAUACAUAAGCAAUAUACGAAAAAAGAAGAAAUUAUAUUCCAGUAUGCUUUUCGAAGUGCACUGUCUGUAUUGGCGAUAGCUUGCCCUUGUGCAUUAGGCUUAGCCACACCAACAGCUGUCAUGGUUGGAACUGGUGUUGGUGCAUUGAAUGGAAUAUUGAUUAAGGGUGCAGAAUCUUUAGAAAAUGCGCAUAAAGUAAAAUGCAUUGUAUUUGAUAAAACUGGCACGUUAACGCACGGUGUUCCUAUGGUAACUAAAAUUGCUUUAUUUGUCGAUGAAAAGAUAUAUUCUAUAACAAAAUUAUUGAUAGCUAUUGGAACAGCUGAAAUCAAUAGCGAACAUCCUAUUGCAUCAGCGAUAGUUCGUUUUGUAAAGGAAACUACGGAUUCAGAAUCUACUGGUCAGUGUACCAAUUUUCAAGCAGUUGCUGGCUGUGGCUUAAAAUGUAAAGUAUCGCAUUUUACCACAGCGGUAUCCGAUGCAUUAAAGUCUGAAAAAAUUAUUAAUUAUAUAAAUCAAACGAAGAAAGUAUCUUCUGGAACUUUUAAUUUGAACAAUGUGCCAAUAGAUAUUGUACCUUUUGUUGCUGCCACACAAGAAAAACAAAAUUUAGAUCUGCAAUUAUUGUUAAGUCCUGAGAGUAAUAAUGAUCAAAUCGUCUCUAAUGAAGCAUAUGAGAUUUGUAUUGGUAAUAGAGAAUGGAUGAGGAGAAAUGCAAUAAGUAUACCUCAAGAAGUUGAGACAAGAAUGAUCACUGAAGAGGAUCUUGGUCACACUGCUGUCUUAGUUGCAAUGAAUAAUGUUUUAGUUGCUAUGAUUAGCGUUGCUGAUACAGUUAAACCCGAAGCACAUCUUGCUAUUUAUACAUUAAAGAAAAUGGGUUUACAAGUUAUCCUUUUAACAGGAGAUAAUAGAAAGACAGCAGCUUCUAUUGCUAGACAGGUUGGUAUUACCAGAGUUUUUGCUGAGGUUCUUCCAUCGCAUAAAGUAGCGAAAAUUCAACGUCUGCAAGAUCAAGGCUUUAGAGUUGCAAUGGUAGGAGAUGGUGUUAAUGAUAGUCCAGCACUUGCACAAUCAGAUAUUGGAAUUGCUAUAGCUUCAGGAACUGAUGUUGCUGUAGAAGCAGCAGAUGUCGUAUUGAUGAGGAAUGACCUUUUGGAUGUAAUUGCAUGUUUGGACUUAUCUCGAAGAACUGUUCGCAGGAUAAGAUUAAACUUUUUGUUUGCUAGUAUAUAUAAUCUAUUAGGAAUUCCAAUAGCUGCUGGUAUAUUUAGUCCAUUUGGUUUCUUUUUAUUACCAUGGAUGUCAUCCGCAGCAAUGGCGCUUAGUUCAGUGUCUGUAGUUGGAAGCUCUUUGUUACUAAAAUUAUAUCGAAAACCAACAAAGGUUUCAUUAGAAACGCCAGAGUAUUUAGCAGCAAUGCGUGCACAUUCUACAGCUAGAAUGAUUGACCUUGACACAAUAUCUCUUCAUCGUGGAUUGGAUGAAUCAGUAAUGCCAGUACUAAAUAGAACAACAUCGUCUCUCUCCAGGCUAUUUGGAAGGACAAGAAGUGAAAUUGAGGGCAGACUGCUUGGUGAAGAUGUGGAUGAUACUGAUUUAGCUGUUGACUUCAAUGAUUAUCGAAAAAGCAAAAAAGAUCUAACUAAUAUAACACCUUUAUGAACUGCAUUUUUACAUAAAAAAUGUAAUGAUGUAAGUUAAUAAGCUGCUGUUAUUAUAAUUAAUAUUUUCUUUAUUUUAUUAAUCUAUUCAUGUACAAUAUUAUUGGUAAUUUUGUGUCUAUGUUCCCAUAAUUAAAUUUUUUAUAGCUCUUU